Molecule: messenger RNA, 1066 nt
Organism: Gaeumannomyces tritici R3-111a-1
Lineage: Eukaryota; Fungi; Ascomycota; Sordariomycetes; Magnaporthales; Magnaporthaceae
Exons: 1
Coding region: 215-907 (230 amino acids)
Source: RefSeq, a predicted model, not a curated record
UAGGUUAUAGUGCAGGAGCGACCCCGCAGAGCCCUGCCAUCAUUAAUCUUAAGCCACCGUGCUUUCAGGUGUUGCUUGGCGAACCUCGCCAGCAGCCCCGAGCUUGAUCCUGUUUGGCAUCUCAUACCUGAGCCGUGAGCUAGCAACUAUUGCAGGAUUUUAUACAAAUAAAACGCAGAUCAAUUCACAUCCAUCACUUGAAGAUCUAUUCAAAAUGGCCACCUCAGAGUACCGCGAUCCCGAAAACCUCAAACAGCGCAUCAAGGACUCCUACGACGCCAUCGCCCCGACCUACAACACCUGGACCCAAGACCACUCGCCCGUGCGCCUCGAGUUCGUCGACAAGCUGCUCAAACUCCUCGACGUCUCAUCGUCAACCGCCGACGCCAUCUCCAUCCUGGAGCUCGGCGCGGGCGCGGGCAUCCCCGCCACGGCGCGCCUCCUCGCCAGCUCGCCCCGGGUGCGCGUGACGGCCAACGACAUCUCGAGCGCCCAGGUCUCGCUCGGGCGCGCGAACCUUGCCGCCGAGGCGGCGCGCGUGGCGUGGGAGGAAGGCGACAUGUGCGCGCUCUCGUUCGGCCCGGGUUCCCUGGACGCCGUGCUGGCGCUGUUCAGCAUCAUCCACCUGCCGCGCGCCGAGCAGGCCGAGAUGCUGGGAAAGCUGCACGACUGGCUGCGACCGGGCGGGUACCUUGUGGCCAACUUUGUCGCCGAACCGAUGGAGGGUUUUGUCCUGGAGAAGUGGCUGCACGACAAGGGCUGGAUGUACUGGUCCGGGUUCGGGGCCGAGGGGACGCUGGACAAGAUCAGGGAGGCCGGGUUCGAGAUUGUGGAGUCCGAGGUCAGGAAGGAGGAUGUCGAUGCGGCGUUCCUGUGGGUUGUUGCGAGGAAGUUAACUGAGGCGUGAGCUUGAGAAGCACAUCGGCUAGUACUUGUGUUUCGCUGCAGCAUGGAAUGUUUUGUUUACCCUACCGCCGUUAAUGGCUUCACCUCCCGCCCACGCUAGAAAUAUUACUAAAUCAGAGCCCCAAUAAUACAAGCAUGACAGGCAAAUGUCGGACAAAAG